Caenorhabditis bovis is the source of this 618-nucleotide messenger RNA. NCBI's taxonomy places the organism in Eukaryota, Metazoa, Nematoda, Chromadorea, Rhabditida, Rhabditidae. The record is from the annotation of a GenBank genome assembly.
AUGCCGCCAAAGAAAGCGGUAGCGAAAAAGCCGGUAAGCAAGACCAAAAACAAUGCCGCAAAAAAGAAGCCGUCGAAAUUGAACAAGGCGAAGACGAAGCAGGCGAAACGCAAAACCGCCACCAAACAAAAACAGCAGAAACGAAGACAAAAACAACGGAAAGAUGCAAAACGUGCGACAAAAGCAAAACGAAAGGCUGCCAAGGCUCGCAAAAAAGCGACCAAGAAGAAAACAAAAAAUACAAAGAAGAAUAAAAAGAAAAGCAAGGAAGAUAAGAAGAAGAAAGAGAAGGAAUCCAAAAAAGAGCCACAAGAUGAUUCGGAUGAGGGUCCGGGUGGCGGCCGUUUCAAAAUCAAUUUCCUAUUCUCCGGACUUUCGUUGGGCGAAAUGCAAAACGUGCGGUUGGCCAUCAAAGGAAUGACAAAAGAAGAAUUUAUAGAGCAUCUAAAAAAUUUUAUGGAACAGAAAAGUGAUCAGGACAGGUAUGAGAAGGAGCUGAUGGGAACACCAGAAGAUCGAAUGGCCCUUUUUACGGACCAGGAGAAGCCAACGGAUCCCUCUGCUGGUCCCUUCCAAUCAAAUCGGUUUGGGGCUAUUUUCCUAUUACCUGGACAAUGA